AUGCGUGUCCUCGAUACAACAACCUUCGAGCUACAUUCCGGCGACCAGUCACAGUUCAAACGGGAGAAAUAUGCCAUCCUCUCGCACCGUUGGGUUGGAAAUGAGAUCACAAUCGGGCAGUUGAAGGAUGUCGUCUCGGAGCUUCGUUCGCACAGAACACCAGCCAGCACUCCCCAGAUCGACAAGAUCCGCGGCGCAUGCAAGACCGCCCGCGAGCUGGGCUACAGGUAUCUGUGUAUCGAUUCAUGUUGUAUCGACAAGUCCAAUGCCGUCGAACUAGACAGGUCACUCAACUCAAUGUUACAAUGGUAUAGCGGUGCCGAGGUAUGUAUCACGUACCUGGGUGAUGUGGAUACGAGCAGGAGCACGACCUCGGUCGACGGCGGUCAGGGGCCCGACAUUUUCGAUAGCAUCGAGAGGAAAGGGCCGUCGUUAUGGUUCUCCCGGGGUUGGACGCUGCAAGAGCUGCUGGCGCCCCGCGAUCUGCGAUUUUACGACAGGAACUGGGACUUCAUCGACACUAAACAAGAGCUGGCCGACGCCAUCGCGCAUGUAACGGGCAUCGAGGCCGACUACCUGACGGGCAGGAAGAACUUCAGAACAGCCUGCAUCGCCGCCAAGAUGAGUUGGCUAGCCGGAAGGACGACGACCGAAACCGAAGACAUCGCAUACAGCAUGCUAGGCAUCUUCGGCGUUCGCAUGAACACUCGUUACAGCGAGGGCACCGAGGCUUUCAUGCGCCUGCAGCGAGAACUACUCACCGCGCCGAACUUGCCGAGAUACGAGACAUUGUUCGCGUGGAGGAUGCCAGAUGCAAAUGCCGGUCUGCAUCUACUCGGGCCAGUUCAGGACAUGAACUGGCAGGCCGGCGAGUGGGGGCUGCUGGCCGCGUCUCACAAAUGGUUCAAGGAUUCCGGUGGCGUGACGCUUGAUCAGGCGCCGCCUAUCCAGAGGCCAGCGAAGGGAUUCGGCAUGGCAGGACAAGGCAGCGUGCUUGCCUAG
Molecule: messenger RNA, 1002 nt
Organism: Anthostomella pinea
Lineage: Eukaryota; Fungi; Ascomycota; Sordariomycetes; Xylariales; Xylariaceae
Source: the annotation of a GenBank genome assembly